Messenger RNA from Colletotrichum godetiae, 1161 nucleotides. Its product is annotated as peptidase family M28. The transcript has 2 exons. Bases 1 to 1161 code for a protein of 386 amino acids. Lineage: Eukaryota; Fungi; Ascomycota; Sordariomycetes; Glomerellales; Glomerellaceae. The record is from RefSeq and is a predicted model, not a curated record. Gene Ontology annotation, molecular function: zinc ion binding; glutaminyl-peptide cyclotransferase activity.
AUGGGUCUUCUAAACUCCCUCCCGAAGCUACCCCUCGUCGGGUCGAUCCUCAUAGUCCUCUGCUCGCUCUUCACCCCCACGACCGCCUACACCGAACUGGGCGACGAGGCCCUUCGCGCGAUCCCCUCGGGUGGCGACGGUUUCAACAUCGACACCGGCGCGCUACUGGCCCCCAUCCUCAUCCCCCGCGUCCCCGGCACCCCGGGCUCGCUCAAGGUGCAGCAACACUUUGUCGACUUCUUCCGCGCCAACCUGCCCGAGUGGAUUAUUGAUUGGCACAACUCAACGUCCAAGACGCCCGCGACCGGAGAUAAGGAGAUACCCUUUACGAAUCUCAUCUUCCGCCGCGACCCUCCGUGGGCCAAGGGCGGAGACGUCGAGUAUCUGACGCUCGUCGCGCACUAUGACAGUUUGUACCACCCGGAAGGGUUCAUUGGGGCGAUUGACAGUGCAGCGCCUUGCGCGAUGCUGCUGCACGCGGCGAGGAACAUUGAAGAGGCUCUGGUAAAGAAGUGGAAGGCGAUGGAGGCCUCGGGUGACGCUGGGAGCGGGCUCGAAGAGGAGAAGGGAGUCCAGAUCAUUCUGCUUGACGGAGAGGAGGCGUGGGUGUCAUGGACUGACACGGAUUCGCUCUAUGGAGCCAGGGCGCUCGCCAAGAGCUGGGAAGACUCCGUUCACCCUGAUGGCCUAUACAAGACUCCUCUUUCGUCCAUUAGCCUCUUCCUUCUCAUCGAUCUCCUGGGCGCCCCUAAUCCCCGGAUACCAUCUUACUUCCCUUCCACCCACUGGGCCUAUAAGAAGAUGGCAAAGAUUGAACAUCGCAUGCGCCAACUAGAUGUCCUCGAAACCAAGCCGAAACACCCAUUCCUGACGGAUCGGAACAAAGAGAAGGUCGGCUUCGGCGGUGGUUAUGUUCUGGAUGACCAUGUGCCGUUCUUGCAGCGGGGUGUCGAGAUCCUGCACAUUAUCCCCACGCCGUUCCCUGACGUGUGGCAUAAGAUUGAGGAUGACGGUGCCCACCUAGACCUGCCAACAGUACGGGACUGGGCGCGUAUCCUGACGGUUUUCGCGGCAGAGUGGAUGGAGUUGGACGAGCACCUGCCCAAGCAGAUAGAGGGUGAGGCUGCUAGCGAGUCUAGCGACGUCAAAGACGAACUAUGA